CCUAGGUGUGAAGGUCUCGUGUCGCGCAUGUGGUUACGCUCUGCUCACUAGCUGCUGAAGCGUGCAAAUUGCAUGAAUUUAUUACUUCGAACCCUUUGACUUAAAGAGAAGUAAUGACUGAGCAACUGCAUUUGCGAGGCACCCUUCGGGGUCAUAAUGGCUGGGUAACACAAAUCGCGUGUAACCCGAAGUUUCCGGAUACGAUCCUUUCAUCAUCCCGAGAUAAAACAUUGAUCUUAUGGAAGCUUACCCGUGACGACAUUAAUUACGGUAUCCCCAGAAAGCGCCUGAAAGGGCAUGGACAUUUUGUCACAGACGUUGUGAUGUCCUGUGACGGCCAAUAUGCUCUAUCCAGCUCGUGGGAUAAAACACUGCGGCUUUGGGAUCUAUGCGAGGGAACUGCCACCCGUCGAUUCGAAGGUCAUGAAAAGGAUGUUCUGAGUACUGCAUUUUCGGCGGACAAUCGGCAGAUCGUGUCAGGAUCACGAGACAAGACGAUCAAGCUGUGGAACACUCUAGCGGAGUGCAAGUACACAAUCAAGGACAACCAGCAUGAAGAUUGGGUAUCAUGUGUACGCUUUUCGCCCACAGCUGGGGACCCAACAGUGGUCUCCUGUGGAUGGGACUGGAAAGUAAAGGUGUGGAAUUUGUCCAACUGUAGGAUGCGGGCUGAGUACAGCCACUCUGGAUACGUCAAUACUGUCACUGUGUCACCGGAUGGCACACUCUGUGCGUCUGGGGGCAAGGAUUGCAAAGCCAACCUGUGGGACUUGGAGAAAAGUGAGCUUAAGUGUGUUCGGGACAACCAAGACAUCAUUAAUGCAUUGUGCUAUAGUCCAAGCAGGUACUGGCUUUGUGUUGCCACAGGAUCAUCCAUCAAGAUUUGGAACUUGGAAGACAACAGCCAGGUGGAUGAGCUGUGUCCUGAAGUGCUGACACCAAAUGCCAAAACUGAACUUCCACAGUGCAUAUCACUGGCUUGGUCAGCUGAUGGCCAAACACUGUUUGCUGGCUAUACCGACAACCUUAUCAGAGUUUGGCAGGUUUCAGUGGGCAUUACCCACUGAACAGGUACUACCUAUUUUAGCAUGAUGUGUUUCUCGGAACAUUCUUAAUUUAUAAAAAAAGGCACUGGCUUUAAUCUGCUAAAAGUGCAUCACUUUUUAAGAUGCCACAAAUUUUUGUUUUCUAUUUUUAAGCUGUUAAGCCUUAUGACACAUAUACAACAGAUGGUCGUGGUGCCUAGAAUAUAUGCUUCCUAAUGUGCUGACUUCUGGGCAUUCCCUGUGAGAGGCGAUGGCACCACAAUUGACAUUUGUUUGUGGCUGCUUCCAGACAGUGCUACCUCUCGAGACUUUGCUAGAGCCAUGCAGGUGACAGAGCUAGUGUCCUUGCGGCAGGGUAAAAUUGGUGAUAUGCCAGUAAAGAAGUUUUGCAGAAAUUGAGUGCUCAUGGUUUGGGUUACUGUAAAUAUGGAGUGUAGGACAACCAUUUAUGCUGUAUUAGUGGUGCCUCCUAAACGUCUAAGUUACAACUGUUGGUCGAUACCUGUGAAAUAUAGAUGAUUGAAGAUGUCCAAUGACAUCGUUGGUAGUCAAAUGACAAGGUCUGGUGUUUUGACUCUGAAAUGGACAAAGAGAGCUUUGCACCCACACGCUACUAGACUGCUGUUACCGUAGGUGUAGUUUUGAUUCUCUUGGAAAAGGCUGAUGUGCUGUUCAACCCUUCUCUCUCUCAUGCAUGCAUGCGUGUGUGUGUAGGUUGUGGGUGAGUGGGCAGGUGGGUGCUAAGACAUGCAUACUGAUCAUACAUUUUGACAUAACUUCAGUCACUUACAUGCCAGCACUGUGACUUCAUGAUGACGUGCUCUAGUGGGACACUCCAGAUUUAUUUCUAUCCUACCAGUAUACUUGAUUUGCACAUGAAGCAUAGCCCAAAGAAAUCCAAAAGAGAGGCAAGAAGAGGAAAAUGAAAGCUUGCGAUGAGAAAUUUGAAAACAGAGGGUGGGUGCUGGAGUCAAAGUUUUGGACCUGUCUUUUUUUUUUUUUUUUUUUCAAAUUGCAGCCUUGAAAAAGACAAGUCCGCUUUCCAAAACGUCGGCUCCAGCACCACCCCCUGUUUUCGAAUAUCUCGUAGCACUCGGAAGUAGCACAUCAUCUGGCGACGCAACCACUCUUACCCACAUACUUUUUUUUUUUUCAAAACCAUUUCGUUUUGUUAUUUUGUUUCUCGAUGCUGCUGUUUGGUUUCUGGGGUGUCUUUUUAUCUUACACGUUGCAGUGGGGUAGCCCUAAAACUAUUGCUAUUUUGCGAAUAUAUUUAUGUUUGUUACUGCUUGUAUAAUCUUUUUCUUCAUCAAAGUUGUUCUUUUGUACUCCCGCUGCAGCUACUUCUCUGUUUGUCUUGAUGUGAGUUUUUACCGCCCACUUUGUAGUUUUUUUUUUCCUUUAUGCUUUGAUGUUUUUUCUGUAUUCACUCCCCUCUGUAAUGCCUUCGGGCCCUGAGGGUACAAUAAAUAAAUAAAUAAAUAUAUUUACAGGGGGGGUGUCAUAUACCACUGGUACAAAAGUACUGGUUGCAGUUCUUGCCAAUGGCAAGUACUGUAAGUUCUUGCCAAUCAUUAUUUGAUACUGUGGAGUAGGUUUAUUAUUUAUUCUACUAUUAGUUGCACACCAUCAAACAAAACACAUGCUUUUUGGUGUGUGAGCGCUGCCAGUGAUGUUGCAGUGACGCCUGUGCCCAGCACUCUAGUAGUAGUAUAUUUGAGGCACUAUAAGGUUUUAUGUCAAAUGUCGGGCAUUCACUUGCAUCUUUGGAAAUGGGCUGAAAGUGAGCUGGGCAAAUAUCUUCUGGUAUUCAGGCAAUACCUUAAAGGAACAUUAAAGGUCAAAUAACAAUUUACGUCAGAGUGAAAGCUCAACGUAUGACAUCUAAAAUGCCAUUAUUAUCAAUAAAGUGCCCUACUUAUCAAGGUUUUAAGGUAAAUGCAUGAGAACACAUGUGCUUCGUGUAGGACAUUCACAAAAUGAUCCCGAUGAUGUGAGAGGUACCACCUACAAUUAAUCACUAAUCGAACUAGCUGCACUAAAUAAAGAACCUUCCAUGCAUCAAGAGACGUAAUAAAAUGCUGCUUGUUCGUUUCUGUUUGAUUCAUGGAAAAAAUAACUGCCGAAUAUUGCGAUGGGGAAAGUGGUUCAAAAGUUCAAUUUUCGCCUGGUUAAACUGGACAGGUCGUGCCAUCUAGUGGGGCCCAGUUGAACCAAGCACGUCUGCCACCUCAAAGGCCAUGGCAGAAAAUUGUUCAAUGGCUGUUGUCACUGUUGUGGCUCCCGCUAUUUUCGUUCUGCGGCUACUAGUGCCUGCGGCCGCACAGUAAAGCCGGGCAACAUUGUGCACGGAAGCAGUGGCAUGACAUAGGCGGGUAACUUGAAGUUCACUAACACAAUGCAGACCAUUAAAAUGUGAUUUUAUUUCAAAAUAAGCAAUUCCUUGGCACAAAAGUAACACUAAGAGGUUUCUGGACCGCUGUUUCAGCAAUCAACAUCAACUUAAUAGUUGCCUUUAGUGUCCCUUUAAUGUAAGGCUGACAAAUUUGUCAAAGCAAUUCAUGAGACCUGUAGUCCUGCACACUUUUCAGCAAAUGGUGCUGAAAAAUAGUGUAAAUAUAAAUGAUACCAAUACCAUUGAUGUUUGCUAAGCCAAAUUUUGUGCAAAUGUAUACAAUGCACAUUUUGUGUUGACUGCACUAUAUAAGUGGAGAGCUGUUCAUAAGAAAACAAAGCACUGCCACUUUAUAUCUUAUGCCUAAUAAUGCAGUGUUGUAGCACUGUUGUAAAUUCCUGCAUAUGUUACACCCGGUCAUAUUUGGUUCUAUAUAGCGAUUCAUGUGGCAUUGUACCAAUGUCUCUUACCUUUUUAAUUGAAUAAAAAUCUGUUGCACUGAUAAUUAACUGUUCUAUGUGAUAACGACCUUGAUUGGUUGCUCUAUGAAUAUUAGAUUUUGAUCUUUAUUGGAGAGUAGCAUUUUCUGAUAGUGCGUUAAUAUGAAGCGGCACCAAGCUGCUAUGCUUUUAGUGUUGCACACUUUCAAGCGAUCUGGUAUGUCACUUAAUCUCUUUCAAAAGUGCUCUAAAACGGCUUCCAUCCGGAGUCGAAAAUGCUUUGUAUCCUGAGCGGGCUGGACCACCACUGAUCUAGUGAAAGGCUGUCUAUGCAUUGAGCAAGUCACCUUCUCAUGAAAAGCUUUUUACUUUUUCUCUGCUAAUUCUCUCCUUUAUAAUUGUUUUCUUUUUUUUGAAAGACUGCCCUUGGCCAUAACAAACCAACACGAGCGGCUCAUCUCAUCCUUAUGCUCUUGCGCACAAGUAUCUUGCAGCACUACCGAAGUUGGGAGGUGCACACUGGCAAUAUUCUUACAUUAUGUCGCAAAACUUGUCUAAUUAUUGGUGAGAGUAGAGAAUAUUCUUCAAACUGAUAUGUCAAGCAUUCUGGACUAGAGGCAUGGUCACGAUGUGUAAUAAAUAUGCUUUAAGGAGACAUUAAAGUGAAACAUUGACUUGGUUUAUAUUGAUAAACUAUACUGAGAACUUUAAUGUCGCAAGUUUCACCAUAAGUUUAUUAUUAGAAAAGAAAAAUCAAGGUUGAAGGAUCAUUUUAAAAUUUUGUGUUGAAAUCUACACACAUUAUGUCGCAAAUUUAAAUAUGUAUCUUGGCAAUAGAAAAGAGGUUUGAUCAAACACCGCCCGAGUUUCUUUUAACGCUCCCCUGUGAGCUAGACAAACGUGUAAAUUCCCCAACUCAGUUCUGUGACUAGUGCACUGUGUAACACACAUCGAAGUCAAAACUCAAAAUAUAGCAGACAAUUUCCAUCAUAAAAUUUAUCCUGGGGAAGACAGUGUAAAGAAUGGCAAACUACUCAUGUGAACACUCUGUGUCCAGUAUUUGUUCUGUUCUCCUGUCAUUUGUGCUGCAUUGAUUUCUAACAAAUGUGUUAAAAGUUACAGCAACUUUUGCAUUGCCAUCACAGUCCGGUGUGAUUUCGGCAGCAAAUGUUGCUUUGUGCAAACUUGGCCAGACUAUACAUACUACAGCUUAUGCACGUUUUCCCUCUAGUUCAGCUGUGUCUUGUGUGUGCCCCACCUGUAAAAUUCACUUGUGCUUCACCGCUUGCGUGAAGCCCAUACGAGCGCGCCACCAGUGCCAUCAGCCAAUGAUUCCAAUAGCGUACAGCAUACCUCACCACACAGAGAACUCUGCAACAUGAAAAUAAAAAGAAUGGGUGAUUAUUGCAUUCAUCUAUUUUACUUUUUGCUGGCUUAAACUAUCAAUGUAAGCAAAGCAACAUGCUUGAAAGUGAGUGACCUUUAGCAUCUAUUACUUAACAUGCAGUGCCUGUUUGCUUGCUUGGAAAGGAGCUUUGCAAGUGCAGUGUACUUUAAAACUAGUUAGAAGCAUGAGUUGGUUGCAAAUUAUUUGUUUUGAAAUAUUGCCACUGUUUUGGUUUUGAACAGGAAAAUAAAGUGUUACUGUUUAUAA
Messenger RNA from Rhipicephalus microplus (southern cattle tick), 5535 nucleotides. Its product is annotated as small ribosomal subunit protein RACK1. Lineage: Eukaryota; Metazoa; Arthropoda; Arachnida; Ixodida; Ixodidae. Gene Ontology annotation, molecular function: translation regulator activity; ribosome binding; protein binding. The record is from RefSeq and is a predicted model, not a curated record.